AUGCCGCCUCUUAUUGAAGAAUCCUUAUGCAGGGAAUGCUUACCUUUGUUUGGGUUUGCUUUUAUCUAUAUGGAAGAUGAGAGAGAUGCUGAGUAUGCUAUUCGGGGACUGGAUCGGAAAGAAUUUGGUAGAAAAGGACGCAGGCUUCGUGUUGAAUGGACGAAGGUAGCAAAUCAUGAACGUGGUACUAGAAGACCGGGUGCUUCAAGAAGAUCUUCGACUAAUACAAGACCUUCAAAGACCUUGUUUGUUAUAAAUUUUGAUCCGUAUCACACUAGGACCAAGGAUUUGGAGAGGCACUUUGAUCCAUAUGGGAAAAUUGUGAGUGUUAGGAUCAGAAGAAAUUUCGCAUUUGUUCAGUAUGAGUCACAAGAAGAUGCUACUAGGGCAUUGGAAGCUACGAACAUGAGCAAGCUGAUGGAUCGAGUUAUAUCAGUGGAGUAUGCAGUUCGUGAUGAUGAUGAAAGAAGAGACGGCUUUAGUCCUGAUAGGAGAAGUCGUGAUAGAUCACUAGACAGAGGCCGUGAUAGAAGAAGAUCCCCAAGUCCCUACAAAAGAGAGAGGGGUAGCCCUGAUUAUGGCCGUGGCCCUAGCCCUGGUCCCUACCGGAGAGAGAGGGGUAGUCCUGAUUAUGGCCGUGGCCCAAGUCCUUAUCGAAGGGAGAGAGUAAGUCCAGACUAUGGCCGAGGCCGCAGCCCAAGUCCCUAUCGAAGGGAGAGAUCUGAUCAUGGCCGGAUCACUAGUCGUAGUCCCCGGAAAGAGAGGGUGAGUGCAGACCGUAUCCGUGAUCGUACCCGUAGCCGUAGUCCUUAUGGAAGAGAGAGGCCUGGGGCUGACAAUGGCCAUGCUCCCAUCCGUAGUCCAUAUAAGAGAGAUAGGGACAGUCCUGAAAAUGGUGCCAUCGAGAGUCCAUAUAAGAGAGAUAGGGGCAGUCCUGAAAAUGGCGCCAUCCAGAGUCCGUAUAAGAGAGAUAGGAGUAGUCCUGAAAAUGGUCGGGGCCCCAGCAGCAGUCCUUAUGAAAGAGAGAGGGUCAGCCCUGAACAUGGUCGCGGUCCAAGCCCCAAUUCUGUGCCUGAAGCUAGGGGGGACAGCCCUAACUAUGGUGGGCCUGAAAGCCCCAUGCAGGAGAGAUAUAGCAGCCGUUCACCACAAGCUGAGGAAUGA
Prunus armeniaca (apricot) is the source of this 1164-nucleotide messenger RNA. The record is from the annotation of a GenBank genome assembly. Lineage: Eukaryota; Viridiplantae; Streptophyta; Magnoliopsida; Rosales; Rosaceae.